AUGAAUCAAUCAGAGGCUCUAUCAUGUCCCUUCUGUCCAUUCUCCGACACGGACGCCAGUUUUCUGGAAAUGCACAUUGACCAUUGCCACCCGGAGAAUGGCGACUGGCACCGAGAAUCGCAUCAACCUGAGGUGGAUGCAUGGUCAAAUGCGAGAUCUCACUCGCAAUCUCCGCGAGAAGCAGACGAAGAUCCCACCGAGAAAUAUGUCGAUUGUCCGCAUGGAUGCGGCGAGACAGUGACGACUGCCGAGCUGUCCACUCAUCUGGAUUUGCAUCUUGCAGAGGGGAUUGCCUUUGAAGAUGGCGAGACAGAUUCGGCUCCGUAUAUUGCGGAUGAUUCCGCUAAUACAGAUGACUAUGAUCUGCCAUUGGGGAAGGAAGACGAGUUAGAUCUUCAGGGAGCGUUGGAAGGUGGAAAGCGCGGCUCGGGGCGAGACAUGGCGCGAAGAAAUAAUGUCACAAAACCUGCUAAGGCGAAGAGUCCGCCACGACAUCGAGGAGAAGAUGGUGCGAUGAGAUUGGGGCGCGCGGAACUGGGUCCCCACGCCCAUGAAAAGAAAAUGCCAUCAUGGCUCAAACAUUUGCUGGAAAAAGGAGGCCGAACAUCUAAACAAACCCACAUCACCUCAGAUGGAAAAUUGGCACGGCAAACUACCGUGGAAAAUGAGACAGACAAGCUCAUUCCCGUCAUCUUGAGGCUCUGCGAGCAAGACAAGACAGUUCAACGCGCAUUUCUCUGCAAUCCCAAGGUGCGCCAUAUCUGCAAGCUCUCGCGUGAGGGUGGGUUCUGCGGAUAUCGCAACAUCCAGAUGUUGAUCUCAUAUAUCAACAAAACGCAAGCAUUGGGCCAUUCGCAUUUUCCCCACGGUAUACCAUCUAUUCUGGAGUUACAGGAUCUGAUUGAGCAGGCCUGGGACAUGGGCUUUAAUAGUACAGGGAGAACGGAGACGGGAGGGAUUAAGGGGACGAGGAAAUUCAUCGGGACUCCAGAAGCACAAGCUCUCUUUCAGAGCCUUGAAAUUCCCUGCGAUGCUAGCAGCCUUGCCUCGAGUGAUAGACUACCGGCACACGAUCAACUAUACAUGGAAGUAGCAAAUUACUUUCGUGCCGCCUGUCCGGUGGACAACGAGUCAAUCAAAGUCUUUCAAACAGACUUACCACCGAUCUAUUUCCAACACGAUGGCCAUUCAAUGACCAUCAUUGGCUUUGAAAUCCGCGACGACGGAUCUGCCAAUUUGCUCGUGUUUGAUCCCAUGUUCAAGACCUCUCCGGCGAUGCAGCGCCUAAUUGGUACUUCGGCGAAAAGUGACCAUCCGGCUCGAUUGCUAAAGGCGUACCGUCGAGGGAACAGGUAUUUACAGAAAUAUAAGCUUUUUGAGCUGCUCAAGUUAAUCCCAAUACCAGGUGACGAGCCUAGUAAGACGGGGACGAAGACGGGCUCCAGUAUCAUGAUGUAA
Messenger RNA from Penicillium oxalicum, 1458 nucleotides. RefSeq names its product C78 family peptidase. The record is from RefSeq and is a predicted model, not a curated record. Bases 1 to 1458 code for a protein of 485 amino acids. Lineage: Eukaryota; Fungi; Ascomycota; Eurotiomycetes; Eurotiales; Aspergillaceae. The transcript has 6 exons.